CCAACAUGGCGCAAAUAGAUUCGUUUCGGUUGCUCGCCGUCGUCACGUGGCUGUUGAUGGUGCGAUGGACCACGGUGAUGGUGAUGGCGGCCUCGUCCAACGGGCAGCAGUGUGCGUGCGGAAUUCGGCAAUCGACUAAUCAGUCGGUAGUUGCUGGUGAACUGAUCGAACCGGGGGAGUGGCCGUGGCAUGUGGGGAUCUACUGGUGGCGGGGAUCAAAACUCAAUCCACCGGACCGGGUGUGCGAGGGGGCACUGCUGGAUCAGGAUGGUUUAGUGUUGACAUCGGCUAGCUGCUUGAGGGAUGCCAACGAUGAUCUGUUAAGGAUGGAAGGUAUGAUCGGACACGUUGGACUGGUGGCACUGCAGCAGCGAACCAAGGGAUCACGCAAGUUCCAAGUAGAGAACGUAACGUUCAACGAUGAUUUGGAUUUGGCUCUGGUGCUACUGAAAGUCGAAGACGAAUGGCAGGGAAUGCCCGUCUGUUUAAACGAUGAACCGGAACGAUGGAACGAAAUCUACGAAAAACCGGUUCACGUACUGCAGCAAACCCAUCGGCAGCGGCUGGGAGGAUUCGAAAUAGUCAAAAUAGCACUGGAGAAGGAGGUGACCUGCUACGGAUCAACCAUGGCAGUCAAAGCACCGGCGGUAGCGGAUAGCACUAUCAAACUAAAGACUAGAGGAACUAAUUUUCAACAGUCCGCUCGGGGAACUCCUCUGUACAUCCAGAAACCGGAGGGAUGGACUCUGCUGGGUAUCUCCGCCAAGGUGAAAUCCUCCAUCCCGGAGAGACUCUGCCAACCGGGAGACUUCGAAUCGUUCUUGAACAUCAACGUACCGGCAGUGCACGAAUGGAUCUUCGCCGAAUUCGAAGACAGCAGCGUCGAAACAUCGACCGAAUAAAGUUCAUUCGUCUUUUCAGCCCGGUGAUUUCAGUCAACAGUCUAUCGAAAUAAACAUAAAACAAUGGAAAAAUUGAAUUGUACACGCCAAUAAAUACAAACAAAUAGAAGAAAAAAAUUGCCCAUUA
This is a messenger RNA of Malaya genurostris, 1029 nucleotides long. RefSeq names its product serine protease 28-like. The record is from RefSeq and is a predicted model, not a curated record. Bases 6 to 902 code for a protein of 298 amino acids. NCBI's taxonomy places the organism in Eukaryota, Metazoa, Arthropoda, Insecta, Diptera, Culicidae. Gene Ontology annotation, molecular function: serine-type endopeptidase activity. Gene Ontology annotation, biological process: proteolysis. The transcript is spliced from 2 exons.